AUGAAAAAAGCCCUAUCCGUCGCCGGAAAAUCAAACUCCGGUGGAAUCCUUGAGAACACGGCAGGGGAAGGAGGGAAACGAGCGAAACAGGGGAAGCACGAAGGGAGGAGAGAGGGAGGAAGAGAGCGUGGAGGUUGGGCUGGGCUGGGAUUCGCCGGGAAUUUCGACGGCGAUGGUGACGGGGAAGGGUGGUUCGCCGGAGUUUUAGGGGCGGAGGUUGGUUGGAGAGAUGAUGAGGGUGGAUGGAGGUGGUGGUGGUUGUGGGAGGUGGUGCGAAAAAGAGGGAACGAGACAGGGGAGGCGAGAAGAGAAGAGGGAGCAGGGGAAGGAGGUGGUGCGUGCGAUGGUGUUGUAGGGCGACGGUGGUCUGGGUGGCUGGGGAUGUUGCGGCAGGUGGUAGAUGAUGGUGGUGAGAAUGGUGGUGGGAAUGGUGGUGGAUGCGGUGGUGGCAGACGGUGGUUGGUUGGACUGAAUCACAGAAAAACAAGGAUUGAGAUUGAGAUUGAAAUUGUAUUUGGUUUGUUGUUGAAAUUCCAUCUUAAUUUCUGA
This is a messenger RNA of Spinacia oleracea (spinach), 549 nucleotides long. RefSeq names its product glycine-rich protein DOT1-like. The record is from RefSeq and is a predicted model, not a curated record. The transcript has 3 exons. NCBI's taxonomy places the organism in Eukaryota, Viridiplantae, Streptophyta, Magnoliopsida, Caryophyllales, Amaranthaceae. Bases 1 to 549 code for a protein of 182 amino acids.